AUGAUUCCCGUCAACUUUAACGAAGUCUUUUUUGUGCAGAACGAGCCUACAGCGAACGGCAACAACUUCAACUGCCAGGAUCACUGCUAUACCCUCAGUGCUGCCUUCGCCGUGAUAGGGAACGACAUCGGGCAGAGGUGCCAUUGCUCUGCCCCUAGACCAAUAGGUGAUACCAGCGUCCCGAACGUAAUCGUUCUAGAUCCGCCGGCUUUUCCCGAUUUAAGUAUAUGCAACGUGCCCUGCAUUGCUCAACCGAGCUACUUUUGCGGCGGAAAUUACGAAGGAGAUGUCAUGUAUUAUGUCUACGGCGAGGAACCCCUCGCAUUCAAUGUAGCGCCUCGCACUACUACCACAAGCACCUCUCAGUCGUCCACCACUGCCGUCACUACAACGUCUGUCACUACCACUAGCUCCACGAGCAGUUCGGUGGAGUCUAGUACUUCCACCUCUUCAUCGACCUUGGCCAAUGAGUCUACGACGUCAAGUAGCACGAUAGGAACCACGACUUCGAAUUUCCAGUUCAACUACUGGGACAUCGUCCAGCGUAUCUGCCUCGUCUGGAACAAUAGUUUCAAGUUCGCCCAACACAUCCAGUCCGGCUAUUGGGGGCGGGGAAGUACCCUCGCCCAGUAUCUUAGCGGGCUCCAGCUCCAGCCUUACACUAUCCCCUACAGCAAUCUCAUCAUCUAUCGCCCCGAUAAGCUCCAUUUCCACCACAGUAUUGAGCCCCAGUACAUCUAUCCUUGCAUCGUCCACUUCUCUCACUUCUACAAUUACUACUGA
This is a messenger RNA of Colletotrichum truncatum, 783 nucleotides long. RefSeq lists its product as uncharacterized. Lineage: Eukaryota; Fungi; Ascomycota; Sordariomycetes; Glomerellales; Glomerellaceae. The record is from RefSeq and is a predicted model, not a curated record.